CGUUCCGCAUCCUUGUCCCAAAUCGAUUACAACUCAGAAUCAGAUCGAUUAUGUCGGGCCGCGGGAAGGGAGGCAAAGGGUUGGGAAAGGGCGGCGCCAAGCGCCACCGCAAGGUCCUCCGCGAUAACAUCCAGGGCAUCACCAAGCCGGCCAUCCGCCGCCUGGCGAGGAGGGGUGGCGUCAAGCGCAUCUCCGGCCUCAUCUACGAGGAGACCCGCGGUGUCCUUAAGAUUUUUCUCGAGAACGUCAUCCGUGACGCCGUCACCUAUACUGAGCAUGCCCGCCGCAAAACUGUCACUGCCAUGGAUGUCGUCUACGCCCUCAAGCGCCAAGGCCGCACUCUCUACGGCUUCGGCGGCUAAACGUCAAUAUGGCACAAAGGUUCAUGAUGCAGAUGCACCCCUACACCCCUACUGCGUUCAAGCGGCGACCAUAGGGUUACGAAUUGGAGGUGGCAAUGUAUUUUCUUUUCUUUUAUUUUUUUGGUAAUGCAUGUAUCAGUUCAUCGUAUUAAUCGGGGAUGUGAUUGAUCCGGUCUCAAAAUAAAGUUUCUUAUGGACUAUUAUGUAAACUGCAGAUGAGUUUAAGUGGAUAUUUUAUGUGUGGGGUUCACAUUCUCAUUGCUUAA
Messenger RNA from Zingiber officinale, 628 nucleotides. RefSeq names its product histone H4. The transcript is spliced from 2 exons. The coding region runs from base 51 to 362 and encodes 103 amino acids. Gene Ontology annotation, biological process: nucleosome assembly. Gene Ontology annotation, molecular function: DNA binding; protein heterodimerization activity; structural constituent of chromatin. Lineage: Eukaryota; Viridiplantae; Streptophyta; Magnoliopsida; Zingiberales; Zingiberaceae. Gene Ontology annotation, cellular component: nucleosome. The record is from RefSeq and is a predicted model, not a curated record.